Messenger RNA from Parnassius apollo (apollo), 1074 nucleotides. NCBI's taxonomy places the organism in Eukaryota, Metazoa, Arthropoda, Insecta, Lepidoptera, Papilionidae. The record is from the annotation of a GenBank genome assembly.
AUGGAUACUAUUUGCCGACUAUGUUGCUCUACAAAGUUCGUCAAUAAUCAUAUAUUUGAUGAAGAAAACGCGCUAUUUCUAAAAAUGUCGCUGUACUUACCAAUUAAGGUAUUGAAGAAUGAUCGGCUUCCACAAAAGAUUUGUAAUAAAUGCAGUUGCAAAGUAAACGACUUAUACCAAUUUUGUAAUGAGGCGAUUGAGGCACAGGCCAGAUUGCGAGCUAUUUUAGUAGCAUCUGGUGUCCCGCUGCUUGAAUCACUCAAUCAAGCAAUAAAAGAAAACUCACAUGCACUCUCCUCUGCAAACUUUACCGUGGUCCAUGAGCAGGGAACACAGACAGAUUGUAAUGAGUCAGUUGACAAUUCACAAGAUACUGUAAAAAUAAAAGAGGAGAAAAUUGAUCCUAAAACCUUUUCGCCAGCAGUUGCUGUAAAAACAGAAAAGGAUCUAUCGGAUAAUGACGAUUAUGAAGUCACUAAUGGUAUAUAUUCAGAUGACAGUGACGAUAUAUCCCUCCUUAGCCUCAAAGAAAUUAAGAUAAAAGAAAGUGAUAAUGACAAUACUAUAAAUGGUGAGGUUCAUGAAAAUAAAAGGGGUAGAAAAAGGAAGGGUAAAUUAAAAGAUUUAGAGAUGCUAAUAAAUUCAUUACCGGGUACAGUUAUUAAUGUGCGAAAUACAAGAAACGUAAAUACAGAAGUGAAUAAAGAAAAAGAAAUCAAGUUGGAAAUUAAUGAGAGUCAAACUAAUGUCACAAGAAAAUCAAAUAGGAAAAUUAAAAAAGAAGAGGAACUUCAGGAUAGCUACCAGUGUUGCAUUUGCUUUGAGAAGUUCAUUAAAAAAUCAGAAAUAUUGCAGCAUUAUAAAUCGCACGCGAACGCGGCGGCGGAGAGCGGGCCCAUGCCGCCGCCGCCGCCGCUGCCCGCCGCCGCCGCCGCCGCCGCCGCUGCCCGCCGCGCGCCCGCUGCGCUGCCCGCGCUGCAAGAAGGUCUAGCGCACGAAACUUCAGCAGCGAGCGAGCCCGAGAAACGCUUCGUGUGCGACCUUUGUCCCGAAGGGUUCGUCUAUAUGCGGUAA